Oenanthe melanoleuca is the source of this 5620-nucleotide messenger RNA. RefSeq names its product family with sequence similarity 107 member A (gene FAM107A). Gene Ontology annotation, cellular component: synapse; stress fiber; neuron projection. Lineage: Eukaryota; Metazoa; Chordata; Aves; Passeriformes; Muscicapidae. Gene Ontology annotation, biological process: actin filament polymerization; actin filament bundle assembly; regulation of actin cytoskeleton organization. Bases 1967 to 2470 code for a protein of 167 amino acids. The record is from RefSeq and is a predicted model, not a curated record. The transcript is spliced from 4 exons.
AGCAAGUGUUGAUGGAUCAUAGCCCUUUUCCAUUUCCACAUCCACCAGCCAUAACCACGCUUCCUUGGGAACUCAAAACAGGUUUAGAUUGAUGCUCUUUUCCCUCUUUGACACAUCUCCAGUGAACUCACAGACCUGAAACUUGUUCAAAGGUGACCCAAGGGGAAUAGCACAGAUGUGCAUCCAUUUCCUUUUCCAUUCAAAUUGAGCCAAAUUGUAUUUUUGGAGUGUGCAGUGAGCAGCCAGGCCAUGGGACAACGCGUGAUGUGAGGGGAGUCUGCUGGGCCAUGAAAAUCUUGGGCUGUGAGGUCACAGCUUCAAAUACUGCACAGCCUCCUCAGUUAAAGACUUCUUUGCCACAGCCUUGGUUUAGGUGCAAAAGUUGUGUGGGAUCUUCCAAACUCUGCCUGUGAGUACUCCACAGCAGGACAGGUCAGGCUGACUGCACACACAGGCACACGGACACACACCACACACACUGGAAUGAGGAUCUGCCUGCAACUGAGGCCCCGUGUCAAUUAAACUGAACAGAUCCUGCUCAGGAGGUUAAAAAUAGUAAUAUUGUUUUUCAGUCUCUGGUAGCAAAGGACCAGCAACUUCUCCCAUGUUUCAUUUCCUGUGAUAGAGCAAUACCUGUACAGUCUUUUCUCAUUUCUCUUGUCUUUUCUUCUAGAAAGAAUAUUCCCUUCAGUCCAAGGGUCCGAGUGGAAACAAGAAGCCAGGGAGUGGCAGUUCAGGUGAGUGCCAGCAGCCCAUGCUGCCUCUCAAAGAACUUUGGAGGCAAACUAGGAGGGACUGGGGCUUCUGCUCACACUUGGUACUGCUGAGCCCUUGGCUGGGAAACAUGGCUGUGAUGAGGGAAAAUGCUGGGAUGUGGAAAGGUGAAAGCAAGUGAAAGAGCACCCCUGUGUCUGUGAGAACCUGGCUUCUUUCUCCAGUCCUUCACAGGAGUGUCAGGCCAGGACAUGGCCUGGACCAUGCACCCUUGGGUGCUGCAGAGUGUGACCACCCCAGUGGUGCCCCCGCAGCUUUCCCUAUUCCAUUCUUUCCUAUGGAAAUGGGUUUGCUUCAUCCCUGACCCUCCUGGGACUGGGACACUGCAGGCUGGCACUGGGCAACCUGGGCAGAACUGGACCACACAACCCACUGAAGAGCCAAAAGGGGUUGCUGGAGUGGUUUAACCCUUUCUUCUCCCCCACCUUUGCAGCCUUUGGUUUCCCAGGCUGUGGCAGUUCAGGGACAACCAACAUGGCACAGCCACGGCGAUGAUGGGGACAAGAAGCCCGGUUCAGGCAGGGGCUGCAUCCAGAGAUGCUGUGGCAUCACACAAGCUCUGAUGCCACCAGGACACCCGUGGCCCUGUGUAGGGGCAGCUUCUCCCUGUGGCAGCCCUUACCCCUGGGGUGCAGCAGUCGGAGGAUGACAGGGUGUUGCAACAUGCCAGGGAAUAAUCACGAUAGCUGGAGCGGUUGCCCUGGUGCCGGCUUGGCUGUUGCAGUGGUUGCUAAAGAGAGUGGGCGUGCGGCUUCCUCUGGGGCGAUCUGAUUUCUCCAGGAGCGUGGUUCAGGCACGUUGAGGAGCACUCGUCCUCCGUGGGGCAGGGACGCGACCCCGCCACCAGCGGCAGGGGCUGUGCCGAGCCUGGGCACGCACAGGGCUGCUUGCUCUGGGGAGAAAAAGCGAUUAGCUUGUUCAUCCAGCCUGGGAAAACAUCAUCAGGCAACAAAGAGCGAAGGGAAGAAGUUUUCAGGGCGGCAGAGGGACGGGCACUGAAGAGCCGCAGCGCUCGGCCGGGUCCGUGCGGGUGGCAGGAGCCGCAGGGAGGGAGCACCGGAGCAGAGCCACCUCCACGUGAUCCUCGUCCCUGUGCCACCGCAGGGACCUGGCAGGAGCCUGGCAGCCUCCUGGGACCGGCCAAAAGUCACCCGGGCAGAGUGCGGGCGGGCGGCAGCCCCAGCACAGCCCCAUGUCGUGGGGCACAGGGCAGCACCUGCCCCCCGCGCUCCCCAGGGCCGCGCUGCGGAAAUCAGCAUCAAUGUACACGGAAAUACAGCGGGAACGGCCAGAUGGUGGAAAUAUCCUGACUCACCCAGACUACAUAGAUGGAAACCCAGACCUCAUCAAACCUAAAAAGCUCCUAAAUCCUGUAAAAGCCUCCAAGAGCCAUCAAGAGCUGCACAGGGAGCUGCUGAUGAACCACAAAAGAGGUUUGGGCGUGGAGAGCAAGCCAGAGCUGCAGCGAGUGCUCGAGCACCGACGGCGAGACCUGCUCAUCAAACAGAAGAAGGAAGAGGAAGAGGCAAAGAAAUUGCAGUCUCCAUUUGAAAAGGAGUUAUUAAAGAGGCACCAGAGGCUGGAUCAGCUGGAGAAAGAGCAGGAGAAGCAGGAAGACCAUGCACCAGAAUUCAUUAAAGUCAAGGAAAACCUGAGAAGAACAUCAACGGUGACAGGGGACGAGAAAGCAGCAUAACUUCUGCCAAAACCCAGCGGGAUCUGACCAAGGCCAGGGCCAACACCCCCACUGAAAUCUCUGUACAUGGUGGACAUUCCCAGCCACGCCAUCGGGGCUACUUGCAGUUAUUAACACUUGUUCCAGUAGAAGGCACUGAAAAGGUUUUCCCAGACCAGGAGGGAAUCACUGUGGAAAAAGUGCAGUAUUCACCAAAGUACUCACACAAGUGGAUGCAGAGAGAAUGGUGUUAUUUUCCCCCCAAACUGUGGGUGCAUACUAAUCACCAGCUAACUCUUGGUUAACUCUAGAGACACAGUGAAUAUUUCAAAGAGGGAAGUCUGUAGGAACAGCUUUGGGGGAGUCCUGCUUCUUCCUGGAGGCAGGUUUGCCAUGCACAAGGGGACAAGAGGGCAGCUGCAGCUCCUAGAAACCUGGUAACUAAAAGGGACAACCUGUGUAUUACUGAGAACAGCCCAGGUCACCAUAAUGGCUUUCCCAAGGUCACUGGCUUUCCCAAGGUCAAGCAUGGCUGAGGCUGUGUGUCUCAUCAGCACACCUGUACUACCAGAAAAACCAACCUCUUUGUGCCCUUACCAGUGCAGCACAGGCAGGUGCAGCUGUACUUCACAAGCACCUUUAAACAGCAUUUUAGACAUUUGAAAGUGGCUUUUUAGGCAAUUCUAUGCUCAGGCAGAAAAUAUAUUAGGCUAUUCCAUCAGUUCCCCAGGUGGAAGGCAAAUGCUGUGUGCAGAAAAUAAAGGCUGGGUGUUCCCAGCACACGUGUCCAUGAAGAGUGCAGUGACCAGGCAGCAGAUCAUUGUGGAUGCAGCAGACAGACAAACUGCUGCUUGCCCCUGCACUACUGAGCUCCAUCCCCUUGCCCAGCAGGUGGACAUGUGCUGCCAUAGGGACCCACAAGAAAUACCCUGUAAUGGAGAGGGGGUGGUGUGGUCAUGUCCCACCAGUGGCAGCUGUCCUGUUAACCACCCCACAUGCAGCUGGUACCUGUGGGCACCAGGGGAUACAGGGCAUAUAGGUCCAGAUGCAAAAUUACUUGUCAGUGCUUCUCAUCCCCUUUUUUGAGGUCAGAGCUGCCUCAUUGCAGUUGCCACUUUACAAAGCUAAAACUCUUCUUGCUGCUGGUAUGGCCAAGCUGAGGUGGAUGGUGCAUUUGCACCAUGUAUGGAUAGAGCCUGUCACACUUAUGGGGCACCUGUGCCCUGGGAUAUCCACAUCUAGAGCUGGAAGUGUGUUUUCAGGAAUAUCUCAGCUUCUUGCUUCUCACAUCAACCCUGAUACAAAGCCUGAACAGCAUAACUCACCAACUGCCUGGCUCUAGAACGGCCUCAGUGGACCUCACAAGCUGGGCAGGUAAUACCUGGUUAAUCCACACUUAUUAUCUGUGGAUCUAUAUGUAACUUAAGGGAAACUGGGCAUUUAUGCAUAUUUAUAAAAGAGUUACUAAUCCAUCCUCUAGUCUCCUGGUCCAGUGGGAUGUUUCACUUUAGAGGGCUGUUGCUUGACCUGGCAGCUUGGGUGAAACAUAUGAGCCACAUCACGUGUCAAGAGCUGUGAUACAGAUACGGAGUUUCUGUGACAGAAUGGACUUUAAAAGCCACUAACUCAGCUUCAGCCCUUGAGCUCAUCUCAUGGCACUGCCUCUGCUGUAGUUUUUAAGGCCCUUGCUUCUUCUAAACAUGAUUUUAUUUCAGAAAUCCAGUGCAUAUUGUCACUAUGGGUCAAACGAGAUUUAAAAAGAUCUAUUAAUGGCCUUUCCAACUGUGAAGCUUUUUAUACAGGUUAUUAUUAAAACCAUAAGGAAGAAGCAGCAUCCAAUAUUUUUUCGUGGGGGAAAGAAGCCGAAUUUAUCUAAGGAUAAAGAAGUGUUGCUAAGGAUGCUUGUAUGUAGCUGUAAAGAAUGCUGCAUGAUACUCCACAGGUAACAUCAGUGUAAGUAACAGGCCAGAAUUACUGUGCUGAGGUUUUGUGAGGAGUUAUGGCACAGAUUAAGUAACCUUGAUCAAAGAGCUCAAAAAAAUUCAGCAAAUUAAUUUGUAAUUUUGCAACAGAUGGAAAUGCACUCCAGGAGAGGCAAUCUGUCACUCCAUAUGCACCAGUGAAAUCCAUGUUACCAGCUCACCCCGGCUGGGACAGGGGCAUUUAUGCAAGUCCUUGGGUGGGAGCCAUCUAGUAAGGUCAGCAGGGAAGAUGCAGAAAGGGUUUUGCUGCUUUUCUGAAGUAUUCAAUUAUUAUCUGGAGGGGAAAAAUAAAUCAAGGUGCCUCCCUUUGAUGUGGUGUCCACCAAGCACAGAGAGGGGCUGCACACAACUCAGUCCAUUGUGGCUAAGGGGUGUCUGGGUCAUUCCCAGUAUGUGUCCCAAAGGGUGAGGGCCAGCUCACACUGUCCUAACUCAGGCUGGGCUAGGAGAGUCACAAGAAAUCCCUCCAGCAGUGGAGUGACAGCAGAAAGCCCCGACCCAGCUGCCCACCAAGGCUGUGAGCCGGGAGCCUCCAGCAGGGGCAGCAGCACAGGCAGCAUCCUGGGACACACAGCAGGGCAGACAGAGCUCCAGGCUCCAGCCCUCAGAGAAGGCACAUAGAAAAUAAUCCUUUUAGUGCUGAAGUGCUGGAUUAAACGUCACAGCAUUUCCCAGCACAGCUCUUCUCACCCCUCCAAACUGAUAACCCCCAGCUGACACAGAGCCCAUACAACUUCCACCGAUGCUCUUGUGCUUCAUGGAACAGCAGUGAGGAAGUGGCACCCUAAAAAAAACAGUGUAGGUAUCAUCAGGAAGAUUUUGGGGUAUAUUUGUGUCUCUAUUUAUUUUGCAUUAAUUUUUCCCCAUGCUCCUAAAGCAUAUUCCUGAAUAAAACUGGUGUAUCCAGAAGAUACAGAUUAUCAGAGUAUUGAUGGAAGAGAAUUUUUUGCACUGUGUAUGUUGUUUAUGUGGUAUAUAGUCUGUAUUCUGUGUUGGUGCUUAUACAUUUAUAUAAAACUGUAUGUCAUGCACCUCUUCUGAAUUUACUCACUGUUUAAUGUGGACACUUCUGAAGAAAUAAACUAAAUGAUGAUUGUAUAUUUUGCUCUUUUCCACAAGGAACUAAAAAAGCUCCAAGGAUACAAACAGACAUCAGCCAAAUAAAUGAAUGAACAUAAAAAACAGUGAA